UUUCGACCUCCACGGCCAUGUACGAACUUUCCACUUUGAGUUUUUAGCUUCGAAUCAAUCACGUAAACAAAAUUUCGUUCCCAUAAUUUAAAGAAUCUAAUUAUCUUGCUAAAUAAUUACGGCCUCCUCCAUGACCUCUUCUCGCGAUUCACCGAAGAUACAUAGUCCGUUAAGAGUUUAAAUCAGCCUUUAUGUGCUGCUUUCCUUCAAUAUUGUAAUGAUCCGCUGUAUUUAUCGGCCUCGUAAAAUUGUGGAUUUGUAAAAUCAGAUGCAGUGGAGAUGUCCAGCAAGUUUGAGCUUUCUUCUGGUAGCCCAGACAGGCCACUGUAUACCAGUGGGCAGCGUGGACCCCUCUUAGCUGCUCAAUUAGACAGAUCAGUUAGCUUUUGUGAGACCAUGGAGAAUCAGAUUCUAUCUUCCAUGCCAAGCAUGUUGAGAAGCAGGUCGGUAGCAGCCCAAGGAAAUGUAUCUAAAUUCUUCCAGUGCUUGCGUUUUGAUCCUAAGGUGGUUGCUACUGAUCAUAAGUCUAAUCGUCAAGGAGAUUUUAAACGGCACAUUAAUGUUGCUCUCGGCCUUUCUGCCAAUGAAUCUCCUAUCUCAUUGUCAAAAGGCAAGCUCCUUCCCUCUCCUAUUCCAGAAGAAAUCAAACGAGUUAAGGCUGGUCUACGGGAUUGCUCUGUCAAAGCAAGGGAGCGAGUGAAAACUUUCAAUGAAGCCUUAUCAGUAUUCAACAAGUUUUUCUCAAGCAUACCAUCUAAGAAGAGAUCUCGAUCAGAAAGCUUUUCUAAUGAUCGUCCUAAUGCCUUGAUAUCUGGUGAUCGGUCGGUCUUGAGCCCUUCUAUUGGUAAGAUGGGAAUACAUAAUAAUUCCAUUGCUGGAGGUCUUGAAUUUGAACAGAAGAAGUCAGAAGAAAAGCCUAAAAGUGCUAUUCCUAAUAGACGUUCUCGGACUUCUUUGGUGGAUGUGAGGAUGGAUAUACGGAAUAAUGCUCUAGUCAGGCAGCCUGGUAAUACAGAUAGAGAUAAGGAAAUGCUCAGGGUUUCAAACUGUGGCUCAGUUCAGGGUGAAGAGCGAACUUUAUCAGGUGGUGUUGAUGGAUGUGAAAAGACAAAGAUGAAGAAAAAGCGUUUUGGGAUAAAAGCGGACGUAUCUCCAAGUAUUGUAUCAGCUAAACUUGAAGGGCAUCGGGAAUCUAAACAGGGAAUACAGCAAAGGACUGUUUCUGAUACUCGAUCAAGGUUGAGUAAUGAUGCACAGUGGUGCAGGUCAGGAAUUGCUAAUGGAUCUGUUGGAGUUGGAAAACCAGAAGGUAUCUCGCAGCAGUCAGGUUUGGGUCCACGGUCAUCUGCCCCUAGGAAUGACCCGGAUGCCAGUUACCUUCUUAAGGACAGGAGGGACCAUCAUGUUGCUCUUGAUAAAGAGAGAAUGAAUCUCAGAGUUGCCAACAAGAUUAGUGUUCGUGAUGAAUUUAAUUCUGCUAGUCCUACUUCAAGCACAAAAAUGAAUGCAUCUAUUCGUGGUCCACGAUCAGGCACUGGAGUUGCACCAAAGUUGUCACCAGUCAUUCAUAGAGCAAUAGCAUCAAAUGAAUGGGAGCUUUCUCACUGUACAAAUAAACCACCUACUCACGGUGGAGCUACUAAUCGCAAACGCACAGCAUCAGCUUGGUCUUCAUCACCACCUGUUGCCCACUGGGCCAGCCAGAGACCACAAAAGAGCUCCCGUACUGCAAGACGAACAAAUAUUGUUCCUAUCAUUUCAAGUAAUGAUGAAAGACCAUCACUGGAUACUAUGUCUGAUAUGGCAGGUAAUGAGAUUGAGUCAGGAUUUGCUAGAUGCUUCUCAAGCAGUUCUCCUAAAAAAAAUAAACUAAAUGGUGAUGCCUUAUCUUCGGCAGCUCUUUCCGAGAGUGAGGAGUCUGGGGCUCCUGAAAUCAAAUCUAAAGAAAAAGUGAAAAGGUCCGAUGAAAUAGAUGAGAAAGCUGGACAGAAUGUUCUGAAAGUAUCCACAUUGGUCCUGCUGUCAAGAAAGAAUAAGCUGGUGACUGGAGAAGAUAUUGGAGAUGGUGUACGUCGACAAGGGAGGACAGGGCGGGGUGCUUCUACGAGGUCUAUUAUGCCAAUGACAGUUGAGAAGUUUGGCAACGUGAGAACAGCAAAACAGCUCAGAAGUUCCAGGCUUGGCUUGGAUAAGACUGAAAGCAAGGCUGGUCGUCCUCCAACUAGGAAGCUUACUGAUCACAAGGCUUAUGCAUGCCAGAAGCAUGCAGCAAUGAAUGCAGCUGCAGAUGUUCUUGUUGGUACCGAGGAUGGACAUGAAGAGUUGGUGGCUGCUGUGAAUGCUCUUAUCGGUUCUGCUUAUGCAUUUCCCAAUUCCUUUUGGAGGCAGAUGGAGCCUUUUCUUGGUUUCAUAUCUGAUGCAGAUAUUGCAUAUUUGAAGCAGCAGGUAUCAGAGCCCUUUAAUAUGGUGGGUGAUUUCCUUUCAACAAGACUUUUAGAAAGAGAUGGCAGAAUUGCUGCUAUAACAUCAACUGAUGAAAUCCUUUCACAACAGUUGCUUUUGGAUACAAGGGACGAUAAUGUGAUUCCCCUGUGUCAUAGAUUUUUAGCAGCUCUCCUUCCAGAAGAAGAGAGUGACAGUGGAAAUGAAGACCUCCAAUUUGACGCAUAUGGAGCUGGAUUUCAGAUGGAUGGAGAAUUGGACUCUAAUGGUUUGAGUCAUAUCGUUAAUUUCCAAUCUACAGGGCAUGCUUCUUUUAAUGGUUAUAGGACAUCUGGGAAGCCAGAAUAUGAUAACCCUGAAACUGAUAUGAUGGGAAACACAGGAAUCAGCUCAACUUUUAGUCAUUCCCUGAAUGACACUUUUCCAGACAAACCAAUUCCUGAUAUGGUUUGUUCAGAAUUUCAGUACGAGAGUAUGAAGAUAAAUGAAAAACUCUUUUUGGAGGCACAAAGUGUCGGAAUUCUCUUAGAACCAAUGCCUGGCAUAACACAGAUGGAUGCUGAUGAAAUCUGUGAGGACAUUAGUAUGCUAGAGGAGAAGCUCAAUGAACAGGUUUCAAGGAAGAAAGUCUUGCUUGAUAAACUGUUGAAAGCUGCCUCAGAAGCAAGAACACUUCAGGAGAAGGAAUUCGAGAAAAAUGCUAUUGACAAGCUUGUCACAAUGGCUUAUGAAAAGUACAUGAGUUGUUGGGGUCCUAAUGCUACUGGUGGGAAGAGUUCCGGUAACAAAAUGAUGAAGCAAGCUGCCUUAGCAUUUGUUAAACGGACAUUAGAUCGAUAUCAUAAAUUUGAAGAUACAGGCCAGAGCUUCUUCAAUGAGCCCAUGCUUAGGGACAUUUUUCUUUCUGGAUCUUCCCGGCUAAAUAGUGCACGAUUAGUAGAUACUCCUACAGACACUGAAUCUGGGAAGCCAUAUGCCAACGGCUCCACCCAUUCUCUGGAAGGUAGAACUUCAAGUCAAAAUGGGGAUAGUUAUGUUUUUGAUCUGCUUCCACCCACAAAUCGGUUAUCCGACCAAACUACUGUUAAUGAUGACUCAUGGUCUAACAGGGCAAAAAAGAGAGAGUUAUUGCUGGAGGAUGUAGUUGGUGGUACUAUUGGUUCUUCUAGUGCCCAGCCAGGCAUUGGAAGUCCUUUGUCGAGCAGUUCAAAAGGAAAGAGGAGUGAGAGAGACCGAGACGGAAAUGGACUUGGUAUAGAGGUUUUAUCUAGAAAUGGAACUAAUAAGAUUGGUCGACCAAUAUCCAAUGUUAAGGGGGAAAGGAAAUUAAAAAUAAAGCCCAAGCAGAAAACAACUCAACUAUCUGUUUCUGUGAAUGGCAUUCUUGGCGAGAUGUCGGAGCAACCCAAACUAUCAAACCCCAUAUCAAAGUCAAAUGAGAUAACUACCGAUGAUAAUGCUAAAGAAAAAGAUGAUUUUAGCCUGGAUGUGUUGGAUGACUUGCAGCUACCAGGACAAGAUUUGGGUUCAUGGUUAAACAUUGAUGAUGAUGGAUUACAAGAUCACGACUUCAUGGGACUUGAAAUUCCCAUGGAUGAUCUUUCUGACUUGAAUAUGAUGGUUUGAGUUGCUUCUUUGUAUAAUCUUGUUCAUUAUACCGUUGACAAACAAAAAUACAACCACUGUCAGCUAGGGAUUACUGUUUUGUGGAUAGUUGCUUGGCUGUCCGGUCCAUAACUAGGUUGCAUAGAUUCUUUAUAGGCUCCUCCCGAAGUUGAUUUUCAAGUGAACCUAUUUGGAUGUCUUGAAUUUUUCUCUUAAGUUGACGACUUCGACUGUAGUGAUCUUUUGUUCCUAGAAGUUGGUAUGUCUUAGCAAUUAUAUCUUGGCAAAAAUGCAUCUUGGCUGUAGGCUGUAGUCUUUACAAAUCAGAGAGUAAUGCUCAGGUUGUACAUAAAUUUAUAUUCCCAAUAAAAAUAAUUUUUUUGUU
This is a messenger RNA of Hibiscus syriacus, 4432 nucleotides long. RefSeq lists its product as uncharacterized. The record is from RefSeq and is a predicted model, not a curated record. Bases 280 to 4068 code for a protein of 1262 amino acids. Lineage: Eukaryota; Viridiplantae; Streptophyta; Magnoliopsida; Malvales; Malvaceae. The transcript has 17 exons.